This is a messenger RNA of Salvelinus namaycush (lake trout), 971 nucleotides long. RefSeq names its product CD209 antigen-like protein A. The coding region runs from base 137 to 508 and encodes 123 amino acids. The transcript is spliced from 5 exons. The record is from RefSeq and is a predicted model, not a curated record. NCBI's taxonomy places the organism in Eukaryota, Metazoa, Chordata, Actinopteri, Salmoniformes, Salmonidae.
GAUACAGUUUUAAAACACUGUAUAGAGUCAGUAUAACCUUUACCAACUGACACCAUUGAGAAGGAUGAACUGAAAAGUACUGAUGUUAUGGAGAAUAUUUAUGCUAAUAUUAGUGCUGAAACCGUAAAGGUUCUUCAUGACCCCAACAUUGAGACCCAGUAUGGCAGGAAGGCAACAAUUUGACAACGGAGUGGCAGGUGACUUUGAGGAGGAGCAGACUAAGCUAUUGACAGAGAAAGACCAGCUAAAGGGGGAGAUAGAUAACCUUCAAAAUAAAUUAUUGUUUAUGGAGCAUCAUUUUAAAAUGGGAUGGUGUCACUUUGGAUCGAGUUUUUACCUCGUCUCCACUGUGGAGAAGACUUGGGAGCAGAGCAAACAGGACUGUGUAAGGAGAGGAGCAGACCUGGUGAUCAUAGACAGCAGAGAGGAACAGAGAGACAGAGGGGUCAUGGAAAUGGGUGGAUGGAAUACCACUGACCAUACAGUACUGGAAGAGUGGAGAGCCUAACAGUUACGGCGGUGAAGAGGACUGUGCUGAGAGAAGCUUAAUUUAUUCUAACACAGAGCAGAGCUGGAAUGAUGCACAAUGUGGUCAACUGAAGUUAGGGAUUUGUGAGAAAGUGGCUUAUCCGUAACUCACACUGCAUAUAUAACUGCAUUCUUUUCUUUUCAUUUUUCAUGAACCAUCAAGUAAUAUACUGUAUAUGCUUUUAUUUACAACUCCUGCUUGGACUAUUGCAUAAAAUUAUUAGAUUAUCAUUUCAAUUAUAAUUUCAAUUAAUUAUAUUUCCCCAUUGUUUAAAUAAAUAUAUAUAUAUAUCAAUGCCUAAUUAGCUUAGUACAACUGCUAUUACCCUAUAAUAACCCCAAAAUAUGUUAUUUUAUGUUGUUUUGAGUCUUUUGAGUCUUUUUAUAUCUUAUACCAAAAGUAUGGAUGUAUGACUCCUCCACUUGUUUCCAAAUAAAAUAAG